Penicillium macrosclerotiorum is the source of this 1434-nucleotide messenger RNA. RefSeq lists its product as uncharacterized. Bases 1 to 1434 code for a protein of 477 amino acids. The record is from RefSeq and is a predicted model, not a curated record. The transcript has a single exon. Lineage: Eukaryota; Fungi; Ascomycota; Eurotiomycetes; Eurotiales; Aspergillaceae.
AUGGAAACUCCGGUUCGGCUGUCGCCACAAGUCCAGCGGAUUCAACAAAGCUCUCCCUACACUGACAUCUUCACUGGUGCACCUGCCAUCGUUCAGUCUCGGCAAAAUACGCAGCGUCAAGAUCCAGCAAAAACCCAUGCUCACCCUGAGCCCAGUCGAUGGAAAAACCCUGAAGGCUGGGGCGCUCGUCACAUCAAUGAUACAGCCCCGUUUACGCUAUGGGAUCCAGAAAAACGCCGGUUCCGAUCCCCAGAUCAGUUAGAACUACAGUGGAUUCGCAAGAAAUUUGGCGCUGCAUACUUCGGACAAUGUGGUUGGUACAUGUGGAUUGAGACUGAAGCACCUCCUCGGCCGAUUCCUUUGACUGUCGGAUGCAUGCCGGUGAAAUUUUCUGGGCCUGGGUCAUAUGCCACCGAUUCCAUUCCAGAGGCCCCGUAUCCAAGCCCGCGGAUUGAAGAUCCUUGCCCGACCCUUACUUGGCCCAAGAUGGCCUUCCCGACGAAAGAGCAGAAUGUCGCUCUUCUUACAGCUCUGAGCCCCCUGGCACACAUACGAGCAAUAUUAUAUUUACCUACCUGGACUGUUGUUGAGCUGUCUUAUGGUGAUAGCCACAUUUAUAAGCCGCGAUCCUUACCUGGGACAGUGGCAGGUCGUACCACACUAUACCACCACGGCGAAGAACCCUUCUAUGCCAGAAUGAAAAAACAGACCCGAGCCCGGUACAUAGAUCCUUUGCAAUAUACGGCAAGCUCGGGGCCUUUGCCUCAAGAUUAUUCGAACUAUCUGAGGCGUUCAUACCUGAGCCCAGGCUGCAGAGUCGAGAGUGGCCUUGGCCCUACAGGAUCCCGCUAUGAAUCUUCCAGCGCAGCAACCACAUUGGGAAUUAAAAUCCGCAAUGGUCGAGGCGAUGAGUUUGUGACAAUAGCGCACCAUGGUUUUCUCCACUCUGGCGACGUUUAUCACCCCAAAACUGGGGAGGAUAUCAUUGGCACAAUUUCAGAUACUCGCCCGGAAUUAGAUAUUGCAUUCGCGAAGCUGACGCCAGCAGCCUCGACAAAUUUCAGGAAUGAAUGUUAUUUCCAAGCAGAACCACCCAAGAGGCUUGUAUCAGGCGAUGCGAUUGAGGCCGGCUCAUGGAGUGAAGCGGACGGUAUGAGCUCUGGUUUGAUUAGCCUAAUGGCGAUCGGUCGGCGUUUUGAGGCCCCAGUUCGCCCUUCAGGUCACCCAGUGAUCCCAUUUGCAGAGUGGAAGGCAAUAUCGGUCAAUGCGAUUUUUGGCGCUAUGAACCCGACGAUAUCAGAAGGAAUUUGUGGAGCUCCAAUCGUGCAAUGUGAAACAGGCGAAGUAGUUGGCUUUUUCCAUCUAUCCGAUGGAACGAAUUGUCUUACUGCGGAUUUAGAUGAUUUGAUAGCCGAAGGGUGGCAAGUGGUCUAG